AUGCAAGGGUUUGUCCAAGAUGGGCCAUCUUACUUUGACUACACCCCUCGAAGACAUGCAUCUUCUGAGGCUGAGACGCCCCCGUCAGAUCAUAUUAGUCCGGGAAGUCCUCGCAGAGCAUCACCGGGGCCCAGGCCUCGACGUGGAUUUGUACGGUCUCAUUCGGAUUAUGAGGCAAUGCAUAGAAGAAUCCAGGUUCAGGCUGUCCUGGAGGUCCAAGUCAGCCACUCGAUGACUGCCCAAGGCCUGGGUUUGCUCCCGGAGAGCGAGCUUGGCCCACAUGUGGCCAUAGGCAGAUAUCGAACUCAGCAGUCUCCUCGGGUUGCCGAGGCCUCACUUGCCGAAUCUGCUGCGAGUGCCCCUAUCAGUCCUGGCAAGGUUGUUCCAACCAGCGGCUCAAAUACCAAAGGGGAGAACCCUUCCCGCACCCCGAGUCGUCCAACUAUGGGCCAUGGAUGGGCAAGGUCGACUUCAGGAAGUGUCUGGUUCCAAAUGAAAAAGUCAUCUAGCGACGUUGGGGGUGUGCCAUCGAUUAGUCGAUCAGUGCUGAGUCAACGCGACUCGGAAAUUCUUGUCAUCCGUACAGAUCAGACGCCACUCAGCCCACCGCCCGCGUUGAAGAGCGACGCGGAUAUUGGUCCUUCCACGGCAAGUUCUAUCAAGGUUGAGACGGACUUCGCGGCUACCAAUGCAAAGCAGCACACGCCAAAGGGUCGGAAGAACUCUUUUAACCCUCUACAUCUCUUUUCAGCUCCUCUCCUACUGAUGCAGCGAGCAAGUGCUUCGAGGAAGCAGAGCAAAACAAGAACCGAGGAAGCAAAGGAUAUUCUUCCGGGACUCAAAGAUCAGCUUCUCGAGGACCAUCGUACAUUACUCAAGAGGAACCACACCGCUGAAGCCCUUAGUCGCGUCAGCGCGAUACUGCAAGAGAUGAAGCAGUCACCGCAGAGCUCCUUGCGGACGACGACGGGAGUCAUACAGUCACUGAAGUGGAGGACCUUUUCCGACAAGUGGGGUGCGAAGCGAGCGGACAAGGACCAUCUUGUCGUGCCAGGGGGCAAUGAUCUGUUCAUGCCACCGCCGAAAAAGAGCCUUGAUCAACUCUCCGGCGCCCGAUCGUACACGUCGAGUGUAAGGAAUCUGUUGAUGGGGCAGCAGCCGAGCAAUAGCCCUGCUGAACAAGCAACAUACAAGGUAAAGAGAAGUGCCAGUGCCGAGACCGAGGAGUUCCUCAAGGUAGACAUCAGUAUACGAGGAGGGACCAGCUAUCUGCCGAGCGAGGCACGUCGAAUUCACACUCCACCACUGCCUGAAGAAGGUGCAGAUGGAAAGUGGCGAGGAUUCUUCUUCGACUACAACGCCCCCAAACGGCUCAGCAACAUAGCUCUAGCAAGCGGCAGUACGAGCCCUGAGAGUGUCGUCAGUGAAUCACAGAGCACUUCGACUCCUCUGGCCAAGGUCAAGAGUGGAGGAUACUGCAAGAGCAAAAAGACCAGAAGGAUUGGGGGAGGCGACUGGUACGAUGUCAAACUGGCCGAACUGGGCCUGGGAAGUGCCUCGGAUUGGAGUCAGACUGUCUGUGCCAAAGAAGGUGAGAAACGAGUCAACAUGGACACGUUGGAAGUUUUGUCCAAAGGCGGAUGGAGAAGGCAAGAGGACCACUUUGAUCUGACCAUACCGGAGCAUCUGCCGAGCAGUCCAUUGUGUCCCAGAAAUCCUAGAUAUUGGCGAGUGGUCAAGGGAAGGGGUAGUCAAUUCAGGGGCUGUUGGAUGCAUGGAGUCGGCGUGCAUAAUGAGCAUGGUAAUGAUAAGGCUAAGGGCAAGAAGGAGGAGGACGAAGAGAAGAGGGAGGUGGAGCAGAAAGACGACGAAGACAAAGAAGAGGGCUCUUGA
Molecule: messenger RNA, 1893 nt
Organism: Capronia coronata CBS 617.96
Lineage: Eukaryota; Fungi; Ascomycota; Eurotiomycetes; Chaetothyriales; Herpotrichiellaceae
Exons: 1
Coding region: 1-1893 (630 amino acids)
Source: RefSeq, a predicted model, not a curated record